AUGUCAGCUCCUCCUCGCUUCCUCAGCAGCGUUCAUGCUGAAUACUGCGAUGAUGACCCUGUCAAAGAAUUGAACGGUACGAAAGACGAUGUACCAGUGGCUCAAAUUAUGCAGCUGACGGGUCGAGCUGGCAACUACAAUGACUAUGCGCCUGUCGUGACGUGCAUGGACACCACUAUUCGAAAUCAGGUCAUUCCUGUGGGAACAUUGUUCGUGCAGAGAGACCAGAUUCUCCUCCUUGCCUCUCAGAUCGAAUUUCAGACGACCACGAUCACUAACAACUGCAUAGUUUGGUUGCGAGAGCUGCUGGUGGCCAUGGUUGACGAGGAACUCAUCACUCAGGCAAAGUUCGGUGAAACAGUCGAGGUGAACCCUCUCCCAGGAGCAACGAUUGGUGUUCACAGUGCACAUCCCAGCUGUUCAUGA
Suillus subaureus is the source of this 426-nucleotide messenger RNA. RefSeq lists its product as uncharacterized. NCBI's taxonomy places the organism in Eukaryota, Fungi, Basidiomycota, Agaricomycetes, Boletales, Suillaceae. The transcript has 2 exons. Bases 1 to 426 code for a protein of 141 amino acids. The record is from RefSeq and is a predicted model, not a curated record.